GUCCCUGCAGCCUUUGGCCAGUCUUGUGGUGGGCUGCAAAGGCCCUAAGAGAAUCUCUAGCUCAGACCCUACACGUCUCCCCCAAGGUUUUGUUAGAGCCCAGCUGGUCCCUGCGCUCCUAGGAUAGCUAGCCUGCUCCUGUCCCAGCCUUGGCCAGUAUCUUACAGAGAUGAAAUCCUUGAACCAGGGUGGAAAAGAGUUUUCCAGCGAGCUGCUGUGGAGUGGAGAAGUGGCAUUUUAAGGAUAUCAGCCCUGUGACACUUUGUUUGGGCACAGUGGGACACCCUGGCCCUAAAAGUAGGUAUCUGUAAAACUAGGAGGAGUGGACACUUCUGAUGAUGGCAGAGCUGGGCAAGCCAGUUGAGUGAGAAGUCAGACUCUGUCUGACUCCUUCCCAUCCUUCCGGGAGAGCCAGGCGCCCACACUCAGCCUCUCUUAGACCACUCCCCAGAGAGGAAUGCCCCCUCUCUGUGCGGUCAGAGCAGGGACCAGUUUCUACACCCCAUCUGCUCAGCCUAUAGUCAUCCUUCCAAGUGACACCUUUACAGCUACAGAGGCCAGAGUUCAUCUUUAUUCCUCUCUCACCCCGCCCCGCUCCAUCAGCUCUGUCAUCAAGCUGUAACCAGAAUGGAUCCAUCCUCCCCUGUCAAUCCUGCCCGCUCUGAUCAAAAUGACAUUCUUUCUGGGGUCCCUACGCCCCACCACUGAGCACACAUGGUCCCCAGCUCCUCACAGCAGCCACAGGAUUGUCUACUCCACUCAAAGCCUGCCCAUGGCUCCCAUCUCACCAAGAGUCGUUGCCAAGGUCUUCUUUCCCCAUGGCCCGCCACUGUCUGACUUUGGACAGCUCUGAUUUUCAUUUCCACCCGCCAUCUCCCCUCUCCACUCUCGACUUGAUGGUUCCUUCAGCAAACCCAGGUGUUUCGCUAGGAUCCUGGGUCUUUCUUGGCUGUUCCCUUGGCCUGCAGCUGUCAGUGCUACUCGCUCCCUGUGGCCUUUUGCUCAGAGAGACUUUCUGACUCCAUAUUGAAAACUGCCUCUGGCUUUUCUGUGCCGAUAUCGCACCCGCCAACAUGGUGAACGUUCCUAAGACCCGCCGUACAUUAUGCAAGAAAUGUGGCAAACACCAACCCCACCAAGUGACCCAGUACAAGAAGGGCAAAGAUUCUUUGUAUGCCCCGGGAAAGCGGCGUCAUGACAGGAAACAGAAUGGCUAUGGUGGGCAGACUAAGCCUAGUUUCUACAAAAAGGCGAAAACUACAAAGAAGAUUGUGCUGAGACUGGAAUGUGUGGAGCCCAACUGCAGAUCUAAGAGGAUGCUGGCUAUUAAGAGAUGCAAGCAUUUUGAACUGGGUGGUGAUAAGAAGAGAAAGGGCCAAGUGAUCCAGUUCUAAGCUGACCUUGUUAUGAAGACAAUAAAAUCAUGAGCUUUCACUCAAAAAAAAAAAAAAGAAAAGAAAAAGAAAACUGCCUCUGGCCCACGGAACUUUACAUGCCAGGGGCCACCGUGUGGUGGAGCAGUGUUUGCUGUUAUUAUCUGCGUUCGCUGUCUGUGGUGGUGGUGGGGGGUGUAGUUUCCAUCAACAUGAGUUUCUGUCUGUCUUCUUAAUGACUGCAAUUACUCU
Molecule: messenger RNA, 1625 nt
Organism: Alexandromys fortis (reed vole)
Lineage: Eukaryota; Metazoa; Chordata; Mammalia; Rodentia; Cricetidae
Product: 60S ribosomal protein L36a-like
Exons: 1
Coding region: 1074-1394 (106 amino acids)
Biological process (GO): translation
Cellular component (GO): cytosolic large ribosomal subunit; ribosome
Molecular function (GO): structural constituent of ribosome
Source: RefSeq, a predicted model, not a curated record